UCCGGAAACAGCCGAGCGGAUCCGGAAACAGCCGAGCGGACCCGGAAGCGAGAGUGCCAUCACCAGCGAGUGCGGGAAUCCGCCGUUUGGGCUGAGACGAUGGCAGCGGCGGCGCCGGCACCCCUAGCGCUGGAUCCUCAGCCCCAAGAGGAGCAAAAUGAUGCAUCGGAGUCCAGUGAGCUCUGCCGGCUUCGUGCUGAACUGGCCGGGGCUUUGGCUGAAAUGGAAACCAUGAAGGCUGUAGCGGAGGUGAGCGAGAGCACCAAGGCGGAGGCUGUGGCUGCAGUGCGGAGACAAUGCCAAGAGGAGGUGGCCUCCCUGCAGGCCAUCCUGAAAGACUCCAUCAGCAGCUACGAGACCCAGAUCGCGGCCCUGAAACAGGAGCGGCAGCAGCAGCAGCAGGACUCCGAGGAGAAGGCGCGAGAACUGGGCCACCUCAAGCAGCUGCUGGCCCGGGCCCACCCCUUGGACUCAUUGGAGAAGCAAAUGGAAAAGGCUCACGAGGACUCAGAGAAGCUUCGUGAGAUUGUGUUACCCAUGGAGCAGGAGAUUGCAGAGCUUAAGGUGAAGCUCCUGAGGGCGGAAGAGCUGAUCCAAGAGAUCCAGAGACGACCAAGGCAGCCUGCCUCCCUGCAUGGCUCCUCGGAGCUGCUUCCGCUGUCAAGGAACCCCUCACCCCCGCUGGAACCCUUGGAGGAGCCAAGCGGAGACGCAGGCCCAGCCGCCGAGGCCUUUGCCCACAACUGUGAUGACAGUGCCUCCAUCUCUUCCUUCUCCCUCGGUGGGGGGGCCAGCAGCGCGUCCCUACGAGGCCCCCAAGGCCUCAGCCCUGAGCAGGAAGAGACGGCUUCUCUGGUGUCUACUGGCACUCUGGUCCCUGAGGGCAUCUACCUACCCCCUCCUGGGUACCAGCUUGUUCCAGAUAGCCAAUGGGAGCAGCUGCAGGUAGAGGGGCGGCAACUGCAGAAGGACCUGGAGAGUGUCAGCCGGGAGCGGGACGAGCUGCAGGAGGGGCUGCGACGGAGCAACGAGGACUGCGCCAAGCAGAUGCAGGUGCUCCUAGCCCAGGUCCAGAACUCAGAGCAGCUGCUUCGAACCCUGCAAGGAACCGUGAGCCAGGCCCAGGAACGUGUGCAGCUGCAGAUGGCAGAACUAGCCACUUCUCACAAGUGCCUGCACCAUGAGGUCAAAAGACUAAAUGAAGAAAAUCAAGGGCUCCGGGCUGAGCAGCUGCCAUCCUCUGCUCUCCACGGCCCAGAGCAGCGGGAGGACGAGGGCGAGCCACUGCCAAACUCCACACAGGAGCUGCAUCAGCUGAUACGGCACACCCGGCAACAGGCGCGGGCCAGGCAACAGACCCAGGAGCAUGAGGCUGAGCGCCUGCGCAUUGAAAUCGUGAAGCUGCGGGAGGCACUAGAGGAGGAGACGGCCGCCAAGGCCAGCCUGGAGGGACAGCUGAGGGCACAGCGAGAAGAGACAGAUAUUCUAGAGGCAUCCCUGUGCAGCCUGAGAAUAGAGACAGAGCGGGUCCAGCAAGAGCAACGCAAGGCCCAGCUCACAGACCUCCUCUCUGAACAGAGGGCCAAGGCACUUCGGCUGCAGGCUGAGCUGGAGACCAGUGAGCAGGUGCAGAGGGAUUUCGUACGACUGUCCCAGGCCCUGCAGGUACGCCUGGAGCGGAUCCGCCAAGCAGAGACCCUGGAGCAAGUGCAUAGCAUCCUGGACGAGGCCCCCCUCAGGGACAUCAGGGACAUUAAGGACUCUUGAGAGGCUAGGCGAGCUUUCCCAGUGGGGAAGCUGCCCCUUUCUGUACCAGAACUGUGAGGCAUGGACUGCAGGUCUCAGAAUGGCGGCCACCCGCUCCAAACCUGGAUGGUGGUGUCCUUAGGGCCAAACUUCCACCUAGGGUGGCUGGUCCUGCUCCAGGGAUGAUCCCUGGACGAGGGUCCCAGCCUUCUUCCGGAACCAAAGUGCAGGCUGAGCCCUGUAGCUCUCAGGCUGCCACACUGCCUCAUGGAUGCAGCCCUCCCACCCUGCCACCUCAGGCUAAUGACCAGUCCUGCUCUGUGGCACAUCCAGCUUAUGGCUAGAAGCUGUUGGAUUCGGCGGGCUCCUCACACAUAGGCCCUGGGACACAGAGCUGCUUUAUGGACUGUAUGACACUAAAAUAUUUGUCCAUAGGCUCCCGAAAUGGGUCCCAAAGAUAGAUGGAGGCAAGGCCAGACUUUUCUGUCAUUUAUUUUCAAUAAAUAAGCAGCUCAGCUCA
This is a messenger RNA of Meriones unguiculatus (Mongolian gerbil), 2266 nucleotides long. It is a transcript of the gene Rabep2, whose product is annotated as rabaptin, RAB GTPase binding effector protein 2. Gene Ontology annotation, cellular component: intracellular membrane-bounded organelle. Gene Ontology annotation, molecular function: growth factor activity; GTPase activator activity. The transcript is spliced from 13 exons. Bases 100 to 1767 code for a protein of 555 amino acids. Gene Ontology annotation, biological process: endocytosis. The record is from RefSeq and is a predicted model, not a curated record. NCBI's taxonomy places the organism in Eukaryota, Metazoa, Chordata, Mammalia, Rodentia, Muridae.